Messenger RNA from Astrephomene gubernaculifera, 1478 nucleotides. NCBI's taxonomy places the organism in Eukaryota, Viridiplantae, Chlorophyta, Chlorophyceae, Chlamydomonadales, Astrephomenaceae. The record is from the annotation of a GenBank genome assembly.
AUUUAUCGACAUACCAAAUAUAUAAGCACAGUUUAAUGCAAAGAGCUGCUUCAUUACCAAAGAUAUACAAGGCUAGUUAAGCAACGGAGGGAGCAACGGCUGACUUCUUGUUAGACGAUGGACCCAAACGCUGUUAAAUUGAGAGGUUUUACCCUUGCACUUGUCCUGGGCAUCGCGUCUUCUGCAAUACUUCCCGAUAACCUUGCUGUGGUGGCAACUCCGAAGGGAAACGGUGCAUGGCUGUAUGUAGAAACCCAGCAACAAAUCGACUUGUGGAAACAGCAGAUUACCAACUAUAACACCCUAGCUGGGCCGCAAAGGGCGAUCCGGGUGCUUUACGUCUACAGCAUGGAUUUUGACAUCACCUAUCAGUCACCGGUCAUCGGAAAGCUAACCGAAAUCGCAGCGAAGUCCUUCCGCUCAAUCCCCUACGUCACCCACGUCGGUGCCAUAAUUGAUGGCAUCUUGUCCGGAAGCGCCAACCUCAAUUCCCUCACUAGCGCAAAGGUGAAGGCCUUUGCCGACAGCUACGCCCGUGUGUACUGCAACUCCUCCGCGUUGGAUGGCAUCCAGCUCGACCUUGAGCCGUACAGCGCAACCUACAAAAACUCCACACUGACCUUCGUUCGACGCCUCUCACAAAACCUUCGUGACAACUCAACCUGCGCCAAGCCGAAGUUCCUCGCCUUCUUCGUGGGCCCCCGUCAAGCCGACGCUGACCUGUACGACGCAUUGGGCCCUAAUGGCUACGCAGUCAUUUCCGGUUACGAUCUCGACUCUCCAAAAGCCGGUUAUCCAGAAACUCCUAAGACCUACCAGACCAACCUUCUGACGAACGUCAAGGUCGUCCUAACCAGCGCCGCAACGUCCAAGUACGGCAAGUUUUCUAUUGGCCUCCCCUUCGCCGCCUCCGCCUGUGAAUUCCAGACCGGCAUCUCCACCACGAAUCCAGCCAAGACCAUUCCAGGCUACCCAAUGUACGACGCUAACAACCUAACCAACAGCUACAUUCCCAACGCCUUCGCUGUCCUGAACCAGACUCUGGGUGCUGGCUAUGAGAAGGUCGGCAAUCCGUUCCUGGGUGUGAGCGUGUGGGCUUGGGUCAGCCGGGAUGUGGUCGUGUCAGGUUACCGUCACGUUCCCAAACUCCCUUUCGAUACAAGUGGCAUGAUGUCGUACAUGGCAAAGACCAUGCCGUGCAAGAAUACCGUGUGAACGGCUGACAAAAGAGAGAUCCGCGAUCCGUGUCGUAUUUGGAGUACUGUGUCGUACCACGCGGGAGUUUGCCAAACCGCAGCGUGCAUGCAUGAAUGUUCUGUCCUGUUCUGUUUACGUGUAACAGUAUCUAGUCAUACCAUUCCGUCCUGCCAUUUGCAAACGGCAUGUUGUACAUACCGGCGUGGAUGCGGGUUGAUCAAAGCAAGGGUAUAUAUAUAAUUCGUUGGCGGUGUAUUUAUGGCGUGCUUGUGGCAUCAACA